AUGAAUAAGAGGAUAUUUAGUUUAGUUUGUAUCGUCUUAUAUUCCCUUUUGGCUGUGUCAGUACAUUGCUCCGAACAGAAAAUAUCUGAUGUAAUAAAUAAAAGUAUUCGUGGCACUAAAGACAGAAACAAAAGUAACGAAACACAAUUAAAGAAUAACAAUCCUAAAGAUGAUGAAGAUGAUGAAGAUGAUAGAGAAUUUAAUUGUUUUGGUAUAUGUAAAAAAAAUAAACAAAAUAAACAAAUAAAAUAUAUAAUUAGGAAUGUACCCUUAACUUCUCCACAUAAUCAAAUAGUUGUAAUAUAUUCAAGUAAUGAAUCUCUUCCUACGGUAAAAAUUCGAAUUGGAACAGUUGAGAGUGAGUUUAUUCCAAAAGAUCAAAAACAUUUAGAGGAUAUAUUAAAAUUACAAAAAACAUUCGAAAAACUAUAUCCAAAUAACAAUGAAUCUAGUCCUAAGGAAACAAUGCAGAUAGAAGGAAUUAAGCCUGAGCUUAUUCCAAAAAAACAAGAAGAUUUAAAGGAUAUAUUACUAUUAAAAGAAGCAUCCGAAAAACUAUAUUCAAAUAACGAUAAAUCUACUUCUAAGGAAAUAUUUCAGAUGCAAAAAAAUAUGCAAAACAUUCGUGAAAACAAUCCAAAGCUUUUUAAGAUUUUAUUAGAAUCUAAAGAACCAAUAGAAAAAUACCUUUUAAAAAAAAAAACAAGUAAAUAA
Plasmodium yoelii is the source of this 714-nucleotide messenger RNA. Its product is annotated as fam-c protein. Bases 1 to 714 code for a protein of 237 amino acids. Lineage: Eukaryota; Apicomplexa; Aconoidasida; Haemosporida; Plasmodiidae. The transcript is spliced from 2 exons. The record is from RefSeq and is a predicted model, not a curated record.